This is a messenger RNA of Xenopus tropicalis (tropical clawed frog), 3842 nucleotides long. It is a transcript of the gene hsf2, whose product is annotated as heat shock transcription factor 2. Gene Ontology annotation, biological process: regulation of DNA-templated transcription. Lineage: Eukaryota; Metazoa; Chordata; Amphibia; Anura; Pipidae. The record is from RefSeq and is a predicted model, not a curated record. Gene Ontology annotation, cellular component: nucleus. Bases 66 to 1658 code for a protein of 530 amino acids. Gene Ontology annotation, molecular function: sequence-specific DNA binding; DNA-binding transcription factor activity; DNA binding. The transcript has 12 exons.
CACAGGAUAUGUCGGAGCGCUAAUUCUCACAUUGUGGAGAGUUCGGUCUUAGACCAGGAGCGAAAAUGACGGACUUGGUCACUCAUUGUUGUACUCUAAGGCUCGCAAUAGCAACAGCUGCUCGACAUGCAAUCGCUCACCUGUUCUUCUUGGCGGGGGGAUGCUGGCAGUCCCAGAGACAGAGCGGAAUGAGUGAUCCCACUUUAAAUGGGCAGAGCUUUUUGGUUCUUGAUGAGCAGAGGUUUGCUAAAGAGAUUCUACCAAAGUAUUUCAAGCACAACAACAUGGCUAGCUUUGUAAGGCAAUUAAACAUGUAUGGUUUCCGUAAAGUGGUACAUGUUGACUCUGGCAUUGUUAAGCAAGAGCGGGAUGGCCCGGUGGAAUUUCAACACCCUUUCUUUGUCCAAGGACAGGAUGAGUUACUGGAAAAUAUAAAGAGGAAGGUGUCCUCAACAAGACCAGAGGAAGGCAAAGUGCGUCAGGAAGAUAUAUCAAAAAUUUUAAGUAAUGCUGCAAAGGUUCAAGUCCAACAAGAAACUAUUGAUUCAAGACUGUUUACAUUAAAAAGGGAUAAUGAAGCUCUAUGGAGGGAAAUAUCUGACUUGCGAAACAAACAUGCUCAGCAGCAACAAGUUAUUCGAAAGAUUGUACAGUUUAUUGUGACUCUGGUGCAGAACAACAGAUUAGUCAGUCUAAAGAGAAAACAGCCAUUACUUUUAAACACAAAUAACUCUCCAAAAUCCACACGGCUGCAGACAAUUGUUAAAGAGACAGUGGAAGAUAAUCAUCAUGUUCCCCUUAGAACGGAAGGCUUAAAAAGAGGGGACCUUUCAGAAGACAUUGUCAUCUAUGACAUAACUGACAACGUGGAAUUUGAGGAGGAGGAAAAGAAGGAAACAGCAACUCAUGCUGUUCCUGAAAGUUCUGAUGAAAGUACCUCUGAUACAGUGACUGAGAGGCUUUCACCAGAAAUUGUAAUAGUGGAAGAUGAUAGUGAUUAUGAAGACACUCCAGUUGGGCAAGGAAAUAAAAAUGCUGAGACUGGUCUUCGGAGCCCAGCUGGUGAGAACACGUCUGUUCCUUUAAUGUCAAGUGCCCUACAGCUCAACAACCAGUCUUCUUUUAAUCAAGAAGAUCCAGUUACAAUGAUGGAUUCCAUUCUUAAUGAAAGUGGCGUUAUUUCUCAAAACCUCAACCUACUUGGAAAGGUUGAGUUGAUGGAUUACUUGGACAGCAUAGACUGCACGUUGGAUGAUUUCAAAGCUUUACUGUCUGGGCGUCAAUUCAGCAUAGAUCGCGAUCUGCUGGUAGAUCUUGAAACUAAAGGCAUUGAAUCUCUGAAGAGCAGUGGUGCUGUCCCAGGACCUGAAGAUUCCAAUGGGGAUAACCAUAAAUCUGAUCAGCAGCUUGUGCAAUAUACCACCUUUCCACUUCUGGCUCUUUUUGAUGGGGAUAGUGGAAAUGUAACAACGGACACCCCACCAGACAAAACACUAGAAGACCAGCUGCUGGAAUCUAAUUUUGACUCUCGCCCACCGCAAAGCAAAUUAAUGCGCCUAGAACCAUUGUCGGAAGCAGAGGCCAGCGAGACUACUCUUUUCUAUUUGUGCGAACUGGCACCAGCGCCUUUGGACAAUGAUAUGCCGCUGCUGGAUUAAAUGUUUGGGAUCUGUAAACAACUGUAUAUAUUCAUCAAAAUGAUGAACUAUUUAUUUAAAGUAUCAUUAUGGUACUGCAUUUUUUUUUUCCUCUGUCUUUUUGCAAUUUUGUUACUGUGGCAAUUUACGGUUUUCGUCUAUCAAAAUAAUUAAGAAAAAAAAACAUAAGUUAUAAGGACAUAGGUUUAGCCAUUCAAGCUUAAUUUAAAUUAGCCUAUUUUAGAAAUAGGCUACAGUCUAAACAUUUACAGGGCCACUCCUUAAUAUACAGAAAUAGCAAAACUGAUUGUGCACUUGCAGCCUACACCUUUUACGUAUUUCACCUACUACAAAUGUCAUAACAAGAUGUUUUUGUUUUUUAAGUUUAGAUCACUGUGGCAUAUAAAAAGGGACCUUUGUAUGGUAAAUAUAAUUGCUGUUAAAACACCUGUAAAGUGCAAAAGCAUGAAUGCAGCUCUUGUCUAUUUUCUGGAUGCUGCUUGUUACAGCCCCAAAAUCAAUCUCCACGUACCCACUUAACCUAUGAGGUUUUUUUUGGAGCCCUUCUAUAUAUGUAGCAGGAGUCAGAACUCUUUACCUGGGCUAAGCAUUGUAUUUUGUGCCCCUGGGUGCUCAGCUCAUGUUAUAUCUGGUGCAUACAGGAGCAAUAAACCACAGAUGUGUUUCUGCUUAGACUGCAUCUUUACAUGUCUGAGAAAUGCAAAGGUUUGUUUUUUACUCUCCAAGGAUAACAAUGCAAAUAAGCAGAGCAUACAUGGUAAGAUCUGCUUGUUUCGCAAGUGCCCAAAAUAAGCAGAUUUGUAUCUGAGCUGGCCACCAAGGCUGGGGGCCAAAUCAGGAUGAUGGCCUCUAGACCACAAUUGAAUUAUAAUUGGACCUAUGAAGACCCAUCAGUACAGGACAGUGUCAGUAUGGUCCUCCCCGAAGGGGAUUUUCAAACCUGGCAGAUAUUAAUCGUGCAGAAUCUCCCAAGAGAACCCCUACCCAGCCACACAAGUUGCCAACUCAGUCUGAAGGGGAGUGUCUGUAUAUGCCCCGCUUUAGAUGAGUUUAGUUCUAUUUCUUAAUUGAAGUCUUGCAGUGGAUUUUUAUGCUCUGUUCGUUUUUAAAGAAUUCACCUUUUAUUUAUUUUUUUUAAGUACAAUUUGGUUCCCUGGCGCACACAUUUUAUGCAGUUCACAAUUGGCCUUACACUGAGUUUCACACAGUUCCAAAUUUACCAGCUGUUACGUUUUGUUUUUAAAACUAUAUUGAAGUUCUCGGCCAUGCAGAUACAGCUACAAGCAUUAAGUGCCUGUCUUGUUUUUUAGUGUUACAUAUUGCUCAAUAGUAGUUUUUCUCUGUUGGUUACUUGGAGGGACCAAUGAUACAUUGGGUGAUACAUUGGGUGUUUUAAAACCCAUUAAUGCACUACUGACAGAUGUUGGUUUUAUUAUGGCAUUAAUAUAUACCAAUAAAAGAAAAAUCUGUCCAGCAUUAUGCAGUUUAAAAUGUUUGUGCAUGUUUAUUAUGUUAUGCAAAUGUUUAAAUUUAUAUUUGGUUCCAAUUUCUCUCCUUUGGAAAAAGUAUUUUUGUUCAGAUGUUUCAUUCAAGCAAUAUAAAGUGAGGGCAAAUAUGAUACUCUUAAAUAAUUCAGCCUGCCAAUGCAGGCUUCUAUACAAAUAUAUCUUCUAUAUUUAUUUAUACUAACUAGUGGGGAGAAUGGGCUUUCAUGCAUCUGACCUGCCCAAACUUUGUUGGUUUUAAAACAGAAUAUCACUUCCUCAAUGAAAGCACAAUGUAUGCUUUUUGCUAAAUAUGUUAGCCCCAAAGGCUAGGCCAAGGCAGUGUAUGACUUCUUUGAUUUUAUAUUGACUGUGUAAGUAAUGUUGUGCCUUUUAACUAACACAUCAGUCUGAGAAGUUUACCCUAUCAACAGCAUUUGGAGAACAUCAUUUAAAAUAGUUCUAAAUAUCCAAAUGUUUUUAAAUGGAUAAACAAAAAUCAGAAAAGUUCAGGGUAACCAGCUGACAUAUAUAGAAGGAUGUAGAAGAAAAUCUGUGACCAUGUUUCUAUCUAUCCUUCUACCAAAGUGCUGUCAGCUGUAAUAGUAUCCUUUACUAAAUAAUGUGAUGUGCUCCUUUAAGUGGAUUCCCAAUUGAUUUAGUACUUAUCUCCUGCAGAUUAAAUUUUGAUUUUUCUCAG